Mytilus trossulus (common blue mussel) is the source of this 1257-nucleotide messenger RNA. Its product is annotated as leucine-rich repeat-containing protein 15-like. The record is from RefSeq and is a predicted model, not a curated record. Bases 41 to 1090 code for a protein of 349 amino acids. Lineage: Eukaryota; Metazoa; Mollusca; Bivalvia; Mytilida; Mytilidae. Gene Ontology annotation, cellular component: extracellular matrix. The transcript has 13 exons. Gene Ontology annotation, molecular function: protein binding.
CCACAACAAUGAAAUAUCUACAAUAAACCAAUCAACUUUUAUGAAUCUACCAAAUCUUCAAUAUCUAUAUCUAUACCACAACAUGCUACGAUCUAUAGAGAGAAAUACGUUUGUCUACAUGCCAAGUUUGUAUUAUCUAUAUCUUUAUAACAACAAAAUACAGUCUAUUGAGAAAGAUACGUUUGUCAACAUGACAAAUUUGAAUCGUCUGUUUCUCUACAGCAAUGAAAUAUCUACAUUAGAACAAUCAGCUUUUAUGAAUCUAUCAAGCCUUCAAUAUCUGUAUCUCCACUUCAAUGCAAUAUCUACAAUACAACAGUUAUCUUUUGUUCAUCUACCAAGUCUUCGAUACCUGUAUCUGUACAACAAUGAAAUAUCUACAAUACAACAGUUAGCUUUUGUUCAUCUACCAAGUCUUCGAUACCUUUAUCUUUAUAACAACAAGAUACAGACUGUAGAGAGAAAUACGUUUUUCAACAUGACAAAUUUGUAUGAGCUUAAUCUUUAUAACAACCAUAUACAGACUGUAGAGAGAAAUACGUUUGUCAACAUGACAAAUUUGUAUGAGCUGAACCUACAGAACAAUGAACUAACAGAAAUCGUAGAGAACACCUUUGUUGAUCUUCCUUCGCUUUAUCACCUUGAUUUAAGUGGAAACAACAUUAGUCUAAUUGAAGAACAUGCUCUGGGAAACUUAACUGAACUAUCAACGUUGAACCUUGCUUCAAAUCCAAUCAACUGUGAUUGCAGUGUAAUUCCAUUUUGGUCCUUGAUAAUUGAAAGACCAUCUAUUGGAACAAGUGCUCAAUGUAGCGACGGAAAAUUUGUUUUAUCUCUGAGAUCAGCUGAGCUGGACAAAUGUAAUCCUGAUAAUUGCCAAUGCUGUAAUGGUGGAAAAUGUAUAACGAGCGGGAAUGGAAAAGUUGUUUGUGACUGUAUUGGACAAUGGACUGGCGAAUUUUGUCUAGACAGCCAGUGUAUGACAUACGACUGUGGAUUAGGAAACUGCUUUGUAGAACCCAUAAAUGGUACAGCUCAGUGUGUUUGUGACAACAAACAACCAACCUAUUGUCCUGGUAAGCACCUUUAAAUUAGAUGACGAUCAAAUAAUUAUGAAAUGGAAAGCCUUGACAACAAUCGUAGUAUUUAUCAGUUAAAGACGCAAACCUUAAAAUAUAGCAAAAAUGUAUAUAAAUAUAUUUAAAUUAAUGAGCGAUCUUGCAUUGUUCUGAUUUAUUAAGACCAUUAAAAAGAAAA